This is a messenger RNA of Ailuropoda melanoleuca (giant panda), 3559 nucleotides long. It is a transcript of the gene MAP3K7, whose product is annotated as mitogen-activated protein kinase kinase kinase 7. Gene Ontology annotation, biological process: immune response; JNK cascade; protein phosphorylation. Gene Ontology annotation, molecular function: MAP kinase kinase kinase activity; ATP binding; magnesium ion binding. Bases 186 to 2006 code for a protein of 606 amino acids. The record is from RefSeq and is a predicted model, not a curated record. NCBI's taxonomy places the organism in Eukaryota, Metazoa, Chordata, Mammalia, Carnivora, Ursidae. The transcript has 17 exons.
GUGGGCGGGGCCCGGCGGCGGAAAACGCUGCGGAGCAGGGACUCGGCUGUUGCCGCUGUCCCUGUCCCCGCAACAGAUCGCCGUGGCUUCAGUCUGAAGGUCGGUCCGGAGGCAGGUGGGCGUGGGUCUCCCCCGGAGUGUCCGGGUGGCAGCCUCCCCGGGCCCUCCGGGCUCCGCGAGGGAUCAUGUCUACAGCCUCCGCCGCUUCCUCCUCUUCCUCGUCUUCGGCCGGUGAGAUGAUCGAAGCCCCCUCCCAAGUCCUCAACUUUGAAGAGAUCGACUACAAGGAGAUCGAGGUAGAAGAGGUUGUUGGAAGAGGAGCCUUUGGAGUGGUUUGCAAAGCUAAGUGGAGAGCAAAAGAUGUUGCUAUUAAACAAAUAGAAAGUGAAUCUGAGAGGAAAGCUUUUAUUGUAGAGCUUCGACAGUUAUCCCGUGUGAACCAUCCUAAUAUUGUAAAGCUAUAUGGAGCCUGCUUGAAUCCAGUGUGUCUUGUGAUGGAAUAUGCUGAAGGGGGCUCUUUAUAUAAUGUGCUGCAUGGUGCUGAACCAUUGCCAUAUUACACUGCUGCCCAUGCAAUGAGUUGGUGUUUACAGUGUUCCCAAGGAGUGGCUUAUCUUCACAGCAUGCAACCCAAAGCUCUAAUUCACAGGGACCUGAAACCACCAAACUUGCUGCUGGUUGCAGGUGGGACAGUAUUAAAAAUCUGUGACUUUGGUACAGCCUGUGACAUUCAGACUCAUAUGACCAAUAACAAGGGGAGUGCUGCUUGGAUGGCACCUGAAGUUUUUGAAGGUAGCAAUUACAGUGAAAAAUGUGAUGUCUUCAGCUGGGGUAUCAUCCUUUGGGAAGUGAUAACACGUCGGAAACCCUUUGAUGAGAUUGGUGGCCCAGCUUUCCGUAUCAUGUGGGCUGUUCAUAACGGUACUCGACCACCACUGAUCAAAAAUUUACCUAAGCCCAUUGAGAGCCUGAUGACUCGUUGUUGGUCUAAAGAUCCUUCUCAGCGCCCUUCAAUGGAGGAAAUUGUGAAAAUAAUGACUCACUUGAUGCGGUACUUUCCAGGAGCAGAUGAGCCAUUACAGUAUCCUUGUCAGUAUUCAGAUGAAGGACAGAGCAACUCUGCCACCAGUACAGGCUCAUUCAUGGACAUUGCCUCUACAAAUACCAGUAAUAAAAGUGACACUAAUAUGGAGCAAAUUCCUGCCACAAAUGAUACUAUUAAACGCUUAGAAUCAAAAUUGUUGAAAAAUCAGGCAAAGCAACAGAGUGAAUCAGGACGUUUAAGCUUGGGAGCUUCCCGUGGGAGCAGUGUGGAGAGCUUGCCUCCAACCUCCGAGGGCAAGAGGAUGAGUGCUGACAUGUCUGAAAUAGAAGCCAGGAUUGCUGCAACCACAGCCUAUUCCAAGCCUAAACGGGGCCACCGUAAAACUGCUUCAUUUGGCAACAUUCUGGAUGUCCCUGAGAUCGUCAUAUCAGGCAACGGACAACCAAGACGUAGAUCCAUCCAAGACUUGACUGUUACUGGAACAGAACCUGGUCAGGUAAGCAGUAGGUCAUCCAGUCCUAGUGUCAGAAUGAUCACUACCUCAGGACCAACCUCAGAAAAGCCAACUCGAAGUCAUCCAUGGACUCCUGAUGAUUCCACAGAUACCAAUGGAUCAGAUAACUCUAUCCCAAUGGCUUAUCUUACACUGGAUCACCAACUACAGCCUCUAGCACCGUGCCCAAACUCCAAAGAAUCUAUGGCAGUGUUUGAACAGCAUUGUAAAAUGGCACAAGAAUAUAUGAAAGUUCAAACAGAAAUUGCAUUGUUAUUACAGAGAAAGCAAGAACUAGUUGCAGAACUGGACCAGGAUGAAAAGGACCAGCAAAAUACAUCUCGUCUGGUACAGGAACAUAAAAAGCUUUUAGAUGAAAACAAAAGCCUUUCUACUUACUACCAGCAAUGCAAAAAACAACUAGAGGUCAUCAGAAGUCAGCAGCAAAAACGACAAGGCACUUCAUGAUUCUCUGGGACCUUUAAAUUUUAAAAUAUGCAAAGAAAGACUUUUCUUUUUUUUUUUUUUUUUCUUUUUUUUAAGGAAAGAAAAGCCCUUAUAAUGACAAUUCAUGAGUGUUAGCUUUUGGGCGUGUUCUGAAUGCCAACUGCCUAUAUUUGCUGCAUUUUGUUUCAUCGUUUAUUUUCUUUUUCUCAUGGUGGACAUGCAAUUCAACUGUCUCCUUGCAUAACAUGGGGGCAUCUGUGACUUGAAUAAGCAGCAGUUCUCAACUUCAAAACAGAUGCAGUGAACCAUGGCUGUAUAUGCAUGCUCAUUGUGUGAAGGCUAGCCUAACAAAAACGGGGUAUCAAACUAGCUGCUAUGUGCAAACAUCGUCUUUUUUUCGAGGUGAAACCUCAAGAAUGAUUUUGUUCUUGUAUCUCAUCUCAAAAAACAAUUUUUUUCCAAAAGGUGGUAUAUACCAAGUUAAAGACAGGGUAUUAUAAAUCUAGAAUAAGCGGUGGUACAUUAUAGAAAUGCAGAACACUUAGGGAUAGUUGCAAGUGAGGGCUCGAUGCCAGCAUCCUUCAAUCAGUACUGAACUUAGUUCCAUCCAUAAAAUAUUUAAAGGUAAGUGGUGGCUGCUGUAUUUAAUAAAAGCGUAUUUCAUUGGACUAAAAUUUGACUAUGAUACAUUGAACAAAAUGGAACCCUUUUUUUAAGAUAUAAAGAUUUUUUAAUUUUGUGAUUGCGUGUGUGUUGAAACUAUAAAGAUUUUAUCACUCUAAUAUUAGUAUCUCUUAAAUGAAAUUAGAAGGUAAAUGAACACGAUCCAGCUUAAAUGAUCCUUCCUUCCUGCAAUGAUUAUUGGAUUGUUUUAGUGUAUAUUUGAAAAACUAAAGAGAAAUAUUGGAAAAUGGAAAUAAUUGCUCCAGCUAAAAGGCUUGGGCUCAGAUUUCUUUUAUGAUACCAAAAGAGUAAAAAACCUGGCAAAUCAGAAGUUAGUAAGGGAAUUAAAGAAAUAAAUAUAAAUUCAUCAAGUAUACUAUUUAUCAACCUUGGAGUAAUUGAUUUUCCUUGCAAGCCCAUCCUAGAAUGCCUGCUGCCUUUCAACACUUUUAAGGGAAUUUCGAAACUUAUAAAGAGAAAAUUUAUAUUGUUAACAAUAACUUUGCUACCAACUUUGAAAAUAAAAGUAAUAAAAAAACUUCAUUGAAAUCAUAGACAAUAUAAGCUCUAUUUUUUCAGUUGGUAUUAAAAUAAAUCACAUUUUGAUACCAGUACAAGGUGUCUUUUAAACAAGGAUGUCAUCAACCUCAUUUUUAUAGCAUUAAUGUUUUAUGAAGAGAAAAUUAAAAAUGAAAGCAUAAUUGCUGUGAUUAUUAGAAUUAUAUCAUGAUUGUAUUGUAGUUUUGCUCUGUUUCAGAUAAGCAGGGUGAUCUAAGAAGUUAUCAAAACUAUUCUUAAAAAUGCUAAAGCAGGUAACUUUUUCUUCUGUUAUUUUUUUUCCUCCUCCCACUGAGUUUUAUAAUGUAUUCCUGUGUAUACAAGCAAUAAAGGUAAAGACAGUUUGUACUAAA